Messenger RNA from Fusarium mangiferae, 282 nucleotides. Its product is annotated as Mitochondrial import inner membrane translocase subunit TIM8. Bases 1 to 282 code for a protein of 93 amino acids. The record is from RefSeq and is a predicted model, not a curated record. NCBI's taxonomy places the organism in Eukaryota, Fungi, Ascomycota, Sordariomycetes, Hypocreales, Nectriaceae. The transcript is spliced from 2 exons.
AUGAGUGCUCAACAAUUGUCCAUCGAUAACGCCGACCUCGAAAAGCUCAACGACAAGGAUCGCCUCGAGCUCCGCCAGUUCCUCGCCAAUGAGCAGCAGCGCUCUCAGAUCCAAGCCCAAACACAUAGCUUGACCCAAAUGUGCUGGACCAAGUGCGUUCCUGGAAACAUCAAGAACCCCAAGCUCGACAAGUCCGAGGAGACAUGUCUCGCCAACUGUGUCGAGCGAUUUCUUGACGUCAACUACCUUACGAUGAAGCACCUCAACGGCAUGCGCAACUAG